UAUUGAUUCAUUCAUAUUUCCAGAACUAUAGAUUGUCUUGAGUACGAAUCUUUCAGAUUUCUGUACUAUUUUCUAGUUUUACUUGUUUAGAAUUACGCCCAUUUUUGUUUUUAGUGUUAGUGAUAAACAGAUUAAAAUAUGAGCAGUUCAGGUGAACAGUUAACAUUAGCAAGAGACAUCAAAAGAGCUAUUGAGCUACUGGAAAAGCUGCAGCAAAGUGGAGAGGUACCAGCCACGAAACUAGCAGCUCUUCAGAAGGUAUUGCAAAGUGAUUUCCUGAAUGCCGUGAGAGAAGUUUACGAGCAUGUGUACGAAACUGUCGAUAUUCAAGGCUCCGCUGAUAUUCGGGCUUCGGCCACUGCCAAAGCAACGGUGGCUGCGUUUGCUGCGGCCGAAGGACACGCUCACCCUAGAGUCGUUGAACUGCCAAAGACCGAGGAAGGUCUAGGCUUUAACGUGAUGGGAGGGAAGGAACAGAAUUCGCCUAUUUAUAUAUCCAGAAUUAUCCCUGGGGGUGUGGCAGACCGUCAUGGAGGAUUAAAAAGAGGUGAUCAGCUGCUUUCUGUGAAUGGAGUAUCAGUGGAAGGCGAAAACCAUGAGAAAGCUGUAGAGCUAUUAAAGCAAGCUGUUGGAUCAGUGAAGCUUGUCGUUCGGUAUACUCCCAAGGUUUUAGAAGAGAUGGAAAUGAGAUUUGACAAGCAGCGCACAGGACGGCGACGUCAGAACUACAACUAAG
This is a messenger RNA of Achroia grisella, 736 nucleotides long. It is a transcript of the gene veli, whose product is annotated as protein lin-7 homolog C. Gene Ontology annotation, biological process: maintenance of epithelial cell apical/basal polarity; protein localization to basolateral plasma membrane; neurotransmitter secretion. NCBI's taxonomy places the organism in Eukaryota, Metazoa, Arthropoda, Insecta, Lepidoptera, Pyralidae. The coding region runs from base 139 to 735 and encodes 198 amino acids. Gene Ontology annotation, molecular function: protein binding. Gene Ontology annotation, cellular component: cell-cell junction; basolateral plasma membrane; synapse. The transcript has a single exon. The record is from RefSeq and is a predicted model, not a curated record.